GUGUGCGCAUGCGCCUUUUGUUGAUUACAAGCGAGUUGUUUAAUCGUGUUAUUACAGAAUUAUUAUUAGUUUUUUGAAUAAAAAAUGGAUGAAAAUUAAUUAGUAUCGACUACGGUUAUAUCUAGGAUUGUUGUGACAGGAUGCGGCGUAAAAGCGCUCGUAACGCCCAAAAAGCGUCUCCAGAGAAAGCAGUGAAAGAAACGGAAACUCCCCCGAAGACUCGUCGAUCGAGGCGUCGCAAAAGAUCGCCAUCGAAAUCGAGCGAAUCUGAGGAUGAAGUUCUAACAAUAACAAAGCGUGCCCCAAUUGAAGCAACCCCGGAUACUACAACUAAGAGUCAUACUCCGAGUGACGAAGAGACUUGUGAUGAACCGGUGUGGAAGGUCACGUCUUCUGAGGACACUCCCAAAGGGGAGAUUCAAAAAUUAAAGAUUUGUCUGACAAGGCCUUCUCCGGAUUCACCUGAUAAAAGCAAGACGCGUCGUAGUAAGUCUAAUAGUCAAACUGAAGACGACGCUACGAGUUCUGAAGAUAAAUCGUCAACGAGACGAACUCGUUCAAGGGGAUCUCCACUUGUUAGAAACGACGGUUUGUCUAGUCAAGACGGUGAUGAAGAAGUGGAAGAGAAGAAAGGUAAAGGUAAGUCUAAAGGUAAACAUAAGUCAAAAAUAGAAAAGUCACCGCACUUAAGCGAGCCUGAAAUACAACCGAACAAUGAAAUUUCUGAAAAUGUACAGGUGACACCUCAGUCACCCUCUAUCGAUAAGCGAGUUGAUAAUGAGAAUGACUCUAAGGUCGAUGUCGACGAUAAAAAUAUUAAUGAGAGUGUCCAAAGGCAAGAAAAUGUCAACGACGUUGAUAAAGAACAAGUUGGUAAUAAAACCGUGGCUGAGUCACAAAAUGAUGAAUCUGAUGAUGAGCCUCUCAGCAUUAUUAAAAAAAAUGUAUCAGUUGACAAACUUGUUAAUGAAAAUACACACUUGAGUCCUGAACCAGAAAAAACAAAUGAAACACCUACUCAAAACGAACCUUCUGAAUAUCAAGACUCUGAUCACGUUACAAAUAAACAUGAAGUACAAACCGUAAUUGACGAGAAACAAGAAGAUGAUCAGGUCGAAGAACAAAUUCCAGAAGUCGAAACAGAAAAAAUUGAAGUUGAAGAAAAAACAUCUGAAAGUGUCAUAACUGACGAAGAACCUUUAAAAGAAACAGAAGUAGAAAAAGUAGAAGACAUAUCAGCUACAUUAAAUGAAACACAAGAUGUUGAAAUGGCAAGUUUAGAAGAAAAGUCAGAGGAAACAAAUGCAAUAAGUGAAGAUACAACUGAAACAGAAGAACCUCAAGCUUCUAAAAGUAUUGUUGAACAAGAAAAUAUUGAACUUAAUCAGGAAACCUCUCCUCAAAAGACACCAGAAGUACCUGUUGAAAGCACUCAGGUUUCAAAAGAAUCCGCACAUAUUGAGAAGAGUCAGCGGGAUAAUGUUGAAAGCACUCAAGUUUCACAAGAAUCUACACAUAUUGAAAAGAGUCAGCCGGAUAAUGAGGAUCGACAUCGGAGUCCACGCCGUAGACUCCAACGCAGUAACGACUACCUGAAAAGCGACUCCAAAGAGCAAGAGGAGUCCAUUAAGAGCGGCCCCAUUAGACCUUUCAAAACCAAACGUACUUGGGAGGGCAGCUUAAACUCGACCUCUUCUUUGCUUAAAGUCGAUCUUGACAGCAUACAAGUUGUAUGUCCAACUAUCGAGUUUCCCGAAGAACCCGAUCUCAAUUUGGAGGUUGAAAAAGAACGGCGGAGAUCUGUAACUGAGUCAUCAGGCAAAAAACUGGAACGCAAAGUAUCCGUCGAGUACAAGUCGGACACUUCUGAAAGACCGUCGUUUGAAAAACAGAAUUCUGUGAAUUCUUCUACUCAAGAUGGUGAAGAUAAUUCGAAUAUCAUCGCGUUCAAUAGGAAAAUUAGUAUCGUUGAUGACACUGCGAGUAAACUGAAACCGCCACCAAGUCCGGCAAAAAAUCCCGUUUCGAAUAUUCUCUACAUUACGAAUCUUGUCAGGCCUUUUACUGUUAAACAGUUGAAGGAGUUGUUGGAAAGGACCGGGAAAGUGCAAGAGGAUGGGUUCUGGACUGACAGGAUUAAAUCGAAAUGUUAUGUCCAAUACGAGACCCAAGAGGAAGCUGAAGCAACGAGAAACGCCUUACAUGGAGUUCAAUGGCCAAUAGGAAACGGCAAAAAAUUAAUCAUCGACUUUGCAACGGCUGAAGACAUGGAAAAUGCGAAGAACCCACCGGCACCACCUCCAGUUGCUGUUCCAGAUACGAAAGUUUCAACAAAAGAAAAUUUGGAACCAGUGGAGAGUAAACAAGAAAAAGCCCCCAAGGAAGUGGAGAAGAAGAAACCAGAAGGACCGGUUAGAGAAUGGGACAUCGGGAAAAGGGACGUGCGUAGAGACCGAUCAAGGAGUAGAGAAAGAGGUCGCAAACAUCGGCGUUCACCAAGUCCAUCAGAUGAUUUUAUCACCAGGAAACAGAGGAAAGCUGAAGACUCCGUCCCCCAAAAGUUGAUGGAUGAUCUCUUCUUGAAAACGAAAGCCACUCCCAGCAUCUAUUGGCAGCCUUUGUCACCUGAAGAGAUAUCCAUGAAACAGCAGCAGCGACUCAUCCGCAUGGAGGAACAUAAAAGACGUAUGGAAGAGAAUUCGCGUAUGAAAGGGAGAGAAAUGGGGAGGGGCGCGUUUCGACGUAGAUACGAUUAAUCAGGAAAGAAAGUCUAAAGUUAAUUUUGUUGUGUGUGUGUGAUGUGUGAUAGUUGUGUGCGUGUAAGUUUUGUAGUAAAAAUAUUUGAUUUUAAAUCCCUAUCCUAUUUUUUUAAUUUUGUUUGAGUGAGAGUGGAUAAAUGGGGCGAUAAUCCUAUUUUUUGUAGGAUUUUCAGUAUAGGUUUCACACUUGACAGUUUCGUUCAACGAGGGACUUUGAGAGAAGCAUUAAUUUACACGUUAGUGGAAAUAGUAGCGUUUCACACAAACUAAUUGCUGUUAAAAAAAGUAUUGUAUUAUUUCGUGAAUGUUUUCCGAUGAAAAAAUGAGUUGCUGUAAAACCAUAGAUUUGACUCAAUAUUAAAUCUUUAUUAUGA
Molecule: messenger RNA, 3133 nt
Organism: Tribolium madens (black flour beetle)
Lineage: Eukaryota; Metazoa; Arthropoda; Insecta; Coleoptera; Tenebrionidae
Gene: Acn
Product: apoptotic chromatin condensation inducer in the nucleus
Exons: 7
Coding region: 141-2756 (871 amino acids)
Molecular function (GO): RNA binding
Source: RefSeq, a predicted model, not a curated record